Biomphalaria glabrata is the source of this 2249-nucleotide messenger RNA. RefSeq names its product growth hormone secretagogue receptor type 1-like. The transcript is spliced from 8 exons. Gene Ontology annotation, biological process: G protein-coupled receptor signaling pathway. Bases 2 to 1123 code for a protein of 373 amino acids. Gene Ontology annotation, molecular function: G protein-coupled receptor activity. Gene Ontology annotation, cellular component: plasma membrane. Lineage: Eukaryota; Metazoa; Mollusca; Gastropoda; Planorbidae. The record is from RefSeq and is a predicted model, not a curated record.
UAUGGCGAGUAACAGUGGCGUCAUCUCACUUGUCAGUGGUCAAGCUUCGGAAGUAUCCACAGACGUGAACACCAUGGCAUCUGUGUAUCAGAUAACAACCCCGUGUACAAUUUGGUCCAAUGAAUUCUGUGAUCCACUUUUAAUGGCCACACGUUAUUUUACUCUGUAUGGAACAUAUCUUGCCUUUGCUAUUGGUAUACCUGGCAAUGCACUGACCUGUAUAAUUCUGAUUAAAAUGAAGCCUUUUAAUUCAUCAAUGAUCUGGCUAAUUGUUCUGACAGUAGUAGAUUUGAUCAACCUCUUAAUGAGGUUCAUAGUUGGUCGCGUUGUCGCCUCUGUCUCAGGGCCAUUUGAGGAUUGGUCGUGUAGGUUGUUCUACAUUACAGCAGAGACGUGUAGCUUCAGUUCAAAUCUUCUACUUGUUGGCUUGACGUGUGAACGUUUCAUCGCUACACACUUCCCUCUAAAGAUGACUCAAUGGUGCACAGUCCAGCGAUCAAUCCUUGCUGUGGCCAUCUGUCUGACAGUUUGUUUAGGUCAGUCCAUGUACGUGAGUGAAGUCUAUCGAGUCAACAGUCUCCACGAAUGUGUUUUGCGAGACAAGUAUAAAAACACUUGGGGUGUGUUGUAUGAAGAUACUUUUCAAACUACGGUCUUUAAGCUCUUACCAAUAGCUCUCCUUGUCUUAAUGAACUGUCUGAUAGCAAGACGUCUUAGUGCUACCAAAGCAUGGCAGAAUAAAUUGAGCCAUGGGCAAAGUCAGAGCAAAUCAAGGCAACAAAGACAGAUAUAUCAGAUGCUGAUGGCCAGCUCCAUUUGUUUUAUCUUGUGUAUUAUGCCAGGGAUCAUUUACCAAUACUGCCACCUGUUGAUUGAGCGAGAUGACAAUGGCAUAAGGGCUCGUUUAAUUAUGAUGAACACUUUCGCCGUCUUUGAAGUUUACAACAGUGCUGCCAAUUUCGUUGUCUAUUCCAUAGCAGCUCAAAAGUUUAGAAGUGAAAUCCUACAUCUGCUUACUUGCAAAGGACAUACAGUUAGGUCAAAGGUCAAGUAUUUGGCAUCAGAGACCAUUAAAACUAUAGAAACAUCUGGUGACUUCUGCCCAAGCCAAGGUUUCAGUUGAUCUGCUUGAUUAGGUGUGCUAUCUUCACGUUGGUCUAGGUGGCUUUCAUUGGCUAUAUAAUUUGAUUGACACUUCUACACCAGAAUGUGAACAUGUAUUCUGGAUAGUAAAGAUUGAUGUGUAGAAGCAUAACGUCUUGAUCUCGCAGUCUUUUCUUUUACCCUACAACAUUCCUUUUAGACUUCACGCCCCUAAGGGGAUCUCUGCGAUAAUGUCUUUUGACUUGAUUAAUAGACCUACUAAAAUACACAUUUAUAAUUACAAUACAGAUACAACAUAUUUUUUUAUCUUAAAAAAAAAAAAAGACUUCACGACGCCAUUUUUUGUUUGAAUAAAACGUUGCCUUACAUUCUCUUUGUAAAAUUGCUUGAUCUGUAGGGAAAUGGACAUUGGAAACUAAAGCAAGUUUAGGCCCUAGAUGUGUUUGCACUAAGAAAAUGUGAUGUUAGCCUCGAGCGGUACUGAAAGCUCCCUUAUAACCCCCUCAAACGUUGAAAACAAAACAAAAAAAGGAGAGUUCGGUUCACAAGUGUUUGACUAAUGGGUUCAAAAGAGAAAAUGUUUCUACACAUGUCUAAUGGUUCACCCACACUUUGUUCACAAAAGAAUGGUUCCCACGACAAAAGAUGUACUUAAAGUUGGAACAGGGAAGGGCGUUGUUAUUUAAAUCUCAUUGUUAUGGCUUGCAUCUCUUGUUCAAGUCAGUAGUGAAUAGUGAUAGUAACAGAUCUUGUUCAACUGAUAUGCAUAGAACACCCUACUAGUAGAAUGACAAAAUAAUUGUUAGGAAUAAAAAUAUGUUUUCAUGUUGGUUUGCUUUAGGCUACGUGUUGCGGAUGUUGAAGAUAAUCUGUUUCCAAGACAGCCUCCUGCAGGACACCGGGGGAUUUUUUUUUCUACCCAACAGUAUAGGCCUACAGCUUACAAUGCAGUAAGUCCUAAUGUGGCAUCAGAUAACAAAGACUGAAAUACUCAAGCUCUUAACUUUUAACCCAACAAUCAAAGAUUACAUUAGCUAAAAAAAAAAUAAUAAAGUACUUUUAUUUUUAAAAAGCUUAUAUUAAGCGUAUUUGUAUCAAUUAAUUUGAAUCAGUCAUGUCAUUAAAUCUAGACUAACAAUAAUAAA